Molecule: messenger RNA, 3341 nt
Organism: Platichthys flesus (European flounder)
Lineage: Eukaryota; Metazoa; Chordata; Actinopteri; Pleuronectiformes; Pleuronectidae
Exons: 7
Coding region: 1833-2516 (227 amino acids)
Biological process (GO): immune response-activating cell surface receptor signaling pathway; positive regulation of natural killer cell mediated cytotoxicity
Source: RefSeq, a predicted model, not a curated record
UCAGUGGAGAAUCAGUGAAAAGAUGAAGCUUCUUCUGAGCAGUCUGUUGCUGGGCUCUCUCUGUGCCAUCUCAUCUCGCAGUGCUUCAUGUACAGACAUUGUGACCCAGACCCCUGAUGUUUCUGUCACGGAGGGCGACGCUCUAAACAUCACCUGCUGCUUCAACUCGACGUCUGAAAGAAUGAAGUUCAAAUGGCUGAAAAAUCAGAAAGAAAUUGGAAAUCAGUCCAGCGUCUUGAAUAAUCGGUCUCAAGGAUCCCAGAUGAAUCCUUCCUGUUCAACUUUGACCUUUUCCAACAUCGAAAUAGAGGAAUCAGGGAAAUACAUCUGCAAAGUGGAUGUGGACAUACCGGUUUAUGUCCAGAUGGAAGGAAAUGGUACUGUCAUCACAGUUGUGCCCAGAGGGAUCAGUGAUGGCAACACAGUUCUGCACACAUUUGGCGAUGGUGCCUGGGAGGCAGUGAUGAUUUACACCCUGAGGUGCCUUCCCAUCAUUGUCCUUAUCAUAACCUUCUCCUGCGUCUACAGAUGGAAGGUUAAAGCUCAACAGCAAGUACCAAGUGAAAUACAACCUACCUCAAGUGUGAUGAUACUGUAAAUGUUGCAUUAUAUGGAGAAUUAUUGAUCAGUGCAUUCCUGUUUCAGCUACCCCUGGCAAUCGGGACACUUCAGCCCAAAGAAUAGAAUUAGAGGAAAGAGACGAAAUAAAUGGAAGCAGCAAGACAAGUGGAUGAAGUCAGAUCAAACUGUUAACUGUUAAGUGUAAUUCCUCCUAUUCUCCCUGGACUACUGUCACAACAAAAGUUACACAUCUCUUGCUCAUUUGAUUCAAUAUUCACAAGCAAAACAUGUUGAGAACUUCUGAAAACUUCUGCAAAACAUGUAAUUAAAAUUUUUUACCCUGUGUCUUGAAUUUUAUUUGUGUGUGCUCCCUGAGUGGGACGUAGCCUUCAUUUUUAAAGUUGCAGCCUUACAACACUAUACAAGGCCUUAUGAAGGCCUACUCACACUAUGAUGCUCAACAGAGUGGUUUCUGAUGUAAAAAUCCCGUUCAUUUUAUAAAUAGAGAUGUUGAUUAUCGGCCAUGACAUUGUUACCAUCACAUAUGGACUUACCACAAGCUACCUGAUCAUUAAAUUAUGGUAUUUUCUCCUGUAGAAGUCUGUAUUUCAUCAGCUGCUUUAAAAACAAUUGUGUUUUUCUUUCAAUGUCAAGGAUAAAUACUACACUACUCACGGUCCUUCGGUGUAGUAGCGAUGUCUGGUGGAGCUUGCUGUCACAAUGGAAAUGUUGAUGCUUUGCACACACACACACAAGUGGGGUACUACGAUGUAUUGCAACACUACAUUAACAACCAGGUCAAACUAAAGAAGUGCACUAGAAGUCAUUGUGAUUAUUUGCAAUGGUUUAUGGGAUGCGUAGUAUCUUUGUUCAGCUCAGCCUUUGUUGUCUGUGAGAACCCCAGCUCCAGCCUAGCCUCCUUUGCUCCGCACAUUGAGCCCUCGGUCUGAAUUAUGAUCCUGAUGAUUGAUCAAUACGAAAACAAUACAAAGUCAUGACAUUUUUCUCCUAACAUAUAUCUAGUUGGUUACCGAUUUUAUUGUUUCAGUUUCUGUGUAAGAGGGAAAUAAAACUUGAAACUCUCUCAGGAGAACAGAGAAAAAAUAAUCUGAGUUGCACAAUCUCAUAGUUUCCUGUGUGUGGUAUGAGUAUUUUGUGAGGGCUUAAAUGACAUUGGUUCAUGUUAUGUCUUCUGAGUGGGUUAAGUGGGAGGGACUUAGAUAAACCAGAGAAAGAUGAGUGGCAGUAGUCAGUGGUGAAUCAGUGAAAAGAUGAAGCUUCUUCUGAGCAGUCUGCUGCUGGGCUCUCUCUGUGCCAUCUCAUCUCGCAGUGCUUCAUGUACAGACAUUGUGACCCAGACCCCUGAUGUUUCUGUCACGGAGGGCGACGCUCUAAACAUCACCUGCUGCUUCAACUCGACGUCUGAAAGAAUGAAGUUCAAAUGGCUGAAAAAUCAGACAGAAAUUGGAAAUCAGUCCAGCGUCUUGAAUAAUCGGUCUCAAGGAUCCCAGAUGAAUCCUUCCUGUUCAACUUUGACCUUUUCCAACAUCGAAAUAGAGGAAUCAGGGAAAUACAUCUGCAAAGUGGAUGUGGACAUACCGGUUUAUGUCCAGAUUGAAGGAAAUGGUACCGUCAUCACAGUUAAGCCCAAAGGAAACACCGGAAAUCCAGAUGUCCCUGCGGCCCGUUCUGCUGUAGUCCCCAUUAUACUUGCAGCGGCUCUUGUGGGUCUGUUGCUCCUCAUCGCGCUCAGCUGCUACUGCAUUCUGCGAAUCAGACGUGGUACAACACAUGCAGUCAGGGUGAUAUACGAGGUUCCCCACACUGACUCCGAAGAGGCAGAUAUGGAUAAACACAGCACCAGCUCCUCCACAGGCUCUUCUCAGUGGUGUCAGGUACCAGUGUAUGAAUCCUUUGAUUACUUUGAACGGGUGAAAAGCAAAGAAAGUGGAUGAGGAUCAACUCAGCUCGAUCCUUCAUCUUCCAGUAUUUUCUGUUUAUACUUUUCUUCAUGUGAAUAAUGUACAAUUAUUUACUUAUCUCUACAUUGAUUCUGUAAAAUAUAUUUUUUAAACUGCCUCUUAUUCAAGUGUUUUCUGUAUUUACUUUUUCUUGAUUUGAAUAAUGUCAAAGAAUUUACUCAGAUCCAUAUGGAUUAUGUAAAAGCUUAUAUAUUUGCAAAUAUUUGACUAUUUUUCUAUAAACUGCCUUUUUAUUCCUCUUUGUGGAUUACAUUCUUUUCAGUCACAACAUGGUGUGUGUGUGUUCAUUUACCGACGGUAUUACUUGUCUCACACUGAAAGGGUCUGACGUGAUCACACUGUGGUCCACACCAGCGAGAGGUGUUGAGGCAGAAGCAGAGAUGCAGGUCCCAUGGUGACUUGUGCCUACGAUGAGGACACUGAAAGGAAACUGUGGUGUUGAGGGGUUGUUGCAUAAUAGGUCAGGGACAGGAAGUGGAAACAAAGCCUGUGACGGUCGCAGUAGCAGUGUGCGUACAUUCACCACACAAGGCCCUCCGAGUGGAUACAGAACAUCUAUAAAGAUAAAUACUGGCUCUUACUGUAAAUUCAUUUUGACCAUGCUUUCCAGUCAAGGCCAUGUCAUUUGUUCAUUAAUGAAACUCAAGUUGAAGGUUAACACUAAAUAUCAAAAGAGCAACUGGGACAAAAGAUGUGAAGCUGUAGCUGCUUGAAGACAAGAAAUUAAGCCAAUGGGUGACAGCUACUUCAAAUCCUCCAUCUAACCCAGAAUGAUCAAAUGUUUGUGCUUAAAAAUUA